ACCUAGGUAUGUGCCUUCACUAAGAAUCGAACCCGCAACCUUUUUGGUGUGUGGGACGACACUCCAACAGCCACCCGGCCAGGGUGGGAGGCCAAGUCUUAUGUGUGGCUGAGACCCAGAGUAAUUGGUUAGAGGACACAACCUAAGGUUUUGAUGGCUGGGGAUUUUCCUUCUAGGUCUCCUCCUCUCCUUCCCCAUCACCUGGGAGUAAAUCUAAUCUUUGGGUCUUUGAGAGUCCGAUCUGGGCCAUCACCGUCUCAUAUAGUACGCCUUUUUCAGGUCACUUGAAUUUCAUCUGUUGGCCAUCAUAAUAAACAUACCAAAGAAGGGUCCCCUUUAGAUCUAACGUCUUGUGCAUUCACACAGCAGCCCUGGGACCAAACUAGCCCCUCGGAGCCCCUCAGACCAGACGAGCUGGGGCUGAGCCAAGCCACUGGGGUCAUGGUCUCCUAACGUGGCCUGAUUGGACACAGUGCAGUGCAUAGGCACCUUGCUUUGUGCUCAAACCUGAGGAAAGGGGCUGGACCACACUGAUGAUGAGGGAGACACAGAUUUUUUAAUAAAAGAUUUGGUUAGUUUUAUCUUUCUGACCCCUGAUUUCCCUGUGAAUCAAACACAUAGUAAAGUUGGGAUGGAGUGGGGAUGACUGGCUGACCAAACAGAAGUAGGCAGACCCAAGCAGACUGUGGUCAAAGACAACCCUAAACAGCAGUCCUGGCCCUAAGACAUGAACUAGAACAUAGAGCUGGGGACAGACCUAGAGGACCAGGGGGACACGGCGUUAAUAGAAAGGACACAGGCGGCAAUCCAGACGCACCCGAGGCUGGGUCCCUGCUGACGUGGCAGCCCUCUGCCCUGGCCCCUUACUGCCCCCCGCCCCUCUCCCCCGCCUGCCAGCUGCCAACAGGGCUCUGCUCUGUGUCUGCCACACCUGUCACUGUCUGUCCUUGCCCAGGGGGGGGGCCCCAUCAGCCCCUCCUCAGCUGCCCAGCAGAGCAAGCAGUUAGUGGGGAGGGGAGGGAACAUGGAGCGGGGGCCGGUGGUGGGGGCAGGGCUGGGGGCCAGGGCCCGAAUCCGGGCAUUGCUGGGCUGCCUGGUGAAGGUGCUGCUCUGGGUGGCCUCUGCCUUGCUGUAUUUUGGAAGUGAACAGGCUGCCCGCCUCCUGGGCAGCCCCUGCUUACGGCGCCUGUACCAUGCCUGGUUGGCAGCAGUGGUCAUCUUUGGGCCCCUUCUUCAGUUCCAUGUCAACCCUCGGACUAUCUUCGCCAGCCACGGAAACUUCUUCAACAUAAAGUUUGUGAAUUCCGCAUGGGGCUGGACAUGCACCUUCCUGGGGGGCUUCGUGUUGCUGGUGGUGUUCCUGGCUACACGGCGUGUGGCAGUGACUGCCCGGCACCUGAGCCGGCUGGUCGUGGGGCGGGGGGCUGGCCGGGCCUUCCUGCUCAUCGAGGACCUGACCGGCUCCUGCUUCGAGCCUCUGCCCCAGGGGCUGCUGCUCCACGAGCUGCCUGACCGCCGCAGCUGCCUGGCAGCCGGCCACCAGUGGCGGGGCUACACGGUCUCCUCCCACACCUUCCUGCUCACCUUCUGCUGCCUGCUCAUGGCUGAGGAAGCGGCAGUGUUUGCCAAGUACCUGGCCCACGGGCUGCCCGCUGGUGCGCCCCUGCGCCUCGUCUUCCUGCUCAACGUGCUGUUACUGGGCCUCUGGAACUUCUUGCUGCUCUGUACUGUCAUCUAUUUCCACCAGUAUACUCACAAGGUGGUGGGCGCCGCAGUGGGCACCUUUGCCUGGUACCUCACCUACGGCAGCUGGUAUCAUCAGCCCUGGUCUCCAGGGAGCCCUGGUCAUGGGCUCUUCCCUCGCCCCCACUCCAGCCGCAAGCGUAACUGAAAGAAGUCAAGGCACGUCUGGCCUGGCUCUGGCCCCUCUCAUCAUUUGGUUGGGGGGACCUGGAAAGGGUGGGAAGGGCAAAAAGAGAGGCUGGAAAAUAAAAUAAAUAUUUGAAAUAAAUAAAUAAGAGGCUGGUGGUCACUGAGGUUCCUCAGCCAUUCCUUGCUGUUA
This is a messenger RNA of Myotis brandtii (Brandt's bat), 2062 nucleotides long. It is a transcript of the gene FITM1, whose product is annotated as fat storage-inducing transmembrane protein 1. The record is from RefSeq and is a predicted model, not a curated record. The transcript is spliced from 3 exons. Gene Ontology annotation, biological process: lipid storage; lipid droplet organization; phospholipid biosynthetic process. Gene Ontology annotation, cellular component: endoplasmic reticulum membrane. NCBI's taxonomy places the organism in Eukaryota, Metazoa, Chordata, Mammalia, Chiroptera, Vespertilionidae. The coding region runs from base 1025 to 1891 and encodes 288 amino acids.